This is a messenger RNA of Penicillium paradoxum, 1599 nucleotides long. Its product is annotated as Major facilitator superfamily domain general substrate transporter. Gene Ontology annotation, biological process: transmembrane transport. The record is from RefSeq and is a predicted model, not a curated record. The transcript has a single exon. Bases 1 to 1599 code for a protein of 532 amino acids. NCBI's taxonomy places the organism in Eukaryota, Fungi, Ascomycota, Eurotiomycetes, Eurotiales, Aspergillaceae. Gene Ontology annotation, molecular function: transmembrane transporter activity.
AUGGACGAGGACACAGAACUCAAUGGCACCCAACGCAUGUGCGUUGAUGGGGAGAUCCAAUUGAUUCCCACACCCACCACUUCCCCCAACGAUCCGCUCAAUUGGAGUGCCUGGAGACGGUAUUGGCAUGCCCUGCUAGUCCUCGUGUUCGUCGCACUCACGGCGGCGACUGCCAACGAUGCUGGCACUGCUGGCAAUGGUAUGAACCUCGAGCUGGGCAUUACGUGGGAGCAGAUCAACAUCGCUGCAGGUGUUCUGUUUGUCGGUAUUGGAUAUACCACCCUGCUCCUCAGCCCAGCACCUUUCUUGUAUGGAAGACGGAUCUCCUACUUGAUCUGUCUGGUUUUUUCUGUCGUUGGGUCCAUCUGGAUGGCCCGCGUCCAAACCGUCCAGGACAACAUCUGGAAUCAACUUUUCGUGGGUGCCUCCGAAUCCUGCGCAGAGGCAAUGGCCCAGUUGUCUCUUUCCGAUCUGUUCUUUCAGCAUCAAAGAGGCCUUGUUCUGGGCUUGUACGUCCUGGCUACCAGUAUCGGGACAUUUGCUGGACCAUUGAUCGCCGGCUUCAUCACCGACUCUUCCCUGGGUUGGAGAUGGGUCGGCUGGUUUGGUGCUAUUAUAUCCGGGGGGCUGAUUGUGGUCUUUUACUUCACGUUGGAGGAAACAUUCUUCGAUCGGAACAACCCCCUCCGCGGACAUGCUACACCUAAAUCCGAUAGUGUGUCAGCUGAUCCCUCGGACAAAAAGGAGAAAUUGGUUGCGAGCGUGCAAGCGUCAUCCCCCGACCGUGAACUCGACGAGGAAUGCGGCCAGGAGAAGGGAAAGACCUAUUUCCAACGCAUCGCCCUAAUCACUCCCUCGCCAACUUUGGUCGGGACGGGCUUCAAGCAGUAUAUUCGUCGCCUAUACUACACACUGCGUGUUUUCACUUUCCCAGCAGUCCUUUAUUCGGGCCUUCAAUGGGGUGCCCAAGAUGCCUGGUUGACCUUCUAUCUUACCGUCGAACAAGACAAUUGGUAUGAGGAACCCUGGAACUACAGUGAUGCUGCAGUGGGUAUCAUGAACGUGCCAACCCUAAUUGGCUCAGUCAUUGGCUGUAUCUACGGCGGAUGGUUCUCCGACUUCUUCGUUGUUUGGAUGACCAAACGAAACAAGGGCAUUUUCGAAGCUGAGCAGCGCCUCUGGCUCUUGUUGCCUGUUGCUUUCAUCGGCCCCGCUGGCCUCAUGCUGUUCGGAAUCGGUUCGGGUAGAGGCUGGAACUGGCCUUUGCCGUAUCUUGGACUGGGCUUCAUCGGCUUCGGCUGGGGCUGUUCGGGCGAUCUCAGCAUGGCGUAUCUCAUGGAUGCGUACCCGGACAUGGUGUUGGAGGGCAUGGUCGGUGUUUCCGUCAUCAACAACACCAUCGGAUGUCUUUUCACAUUCACUGCUGAGAUGUGGCUGGAAGCGCAGACUCUUGCUCAAGUCUUCGUUGCCAUUGGCGUGUUGAGCUUCUGCUUCAUCAUGACUACUGUGCCGAUGAUCUACUGGGGCAAGAAAUGUCGCAAGAUGACUCAGAAGCAAUACAAGGCUUUCCUGCUGCUUCGUGAUGGGCCUUCUAAUUAA